This is a messenger RNA of Alnus glutinosa, 694 nucleotides long. RefSeq names its product LOB domain-containing protein 24-like. NCBI's taxonomy places the organism in Eukaryota, Viridiplantae, Streptophyta, Magnoliopsida, Fagales, Betulaceae. The transcript has 2 exons. The record is from RefSeq and is a predicted model, not a curated record. The coding region runs from base 50 to 694 and encodes 214 amino acids.
GCGUAGGAGUCGGAAACGCAGCCGAUAUCUGACCGUACAAAACAAAAGCAUGGCUUGCGCUGUAUGCCGGAGCCAAAAAAGGAGGUGCUCGCCUGACUGCAUUUUCGCGCCUUAUUUUCCUCCCAGCAACGAAUUUCAGUUCCAAACCGUGCGUAAAGUGUUCGGAUUCCGCAACGUCGGCAAGAUGAUCGGUGACCUCGGCCAAUUCCAGAGGGACGAAGCCAUGAAAUGUAUCAUUUACGAAGCAGAAACGCGUGCCCUUGACCCCGUCGGAGGCUCUUUUGCGAUUGUAAAUCAUCUCAAACAGUCCAUCCGGGAGACUGAGACCCAUCUCAUUCUCAUUCGACACCAACUAGCAGUGUGUCGAGCUCGGCAAUAUCAACCCCAAUUCUUUGAUUUCUUGCAAGAAGAUGUAAAUAUUGCGCAUGAUCAUCAUCAGGCCACGCACACUAAUUCUUUGUCUUUGCACCAAGAACCCCAUCAAGAACCACAACCAAUGGACGUUGAUGAUCUUUUGCAACAACCAUCUCAAGCCAAUGAUAUCGGCCAGUCGAGUCAAAGAAAUGAUCAGACCCUCCAGUUCAUGCCUCGAGAAAGACUCGACUUAAGUGAAGAAGCCAUGUACAAUGCUCUCGUGAAAGCGCGUGAGGACUGUGAUCCGUCCAGCCGCGUUUCUCAGCCUCGCAAGUUUUGA